Messenger RNA from Aspergillus glaucus CBS 516.65, 2369 nucleotides. Its product is annotated as arylsulfotransferase family protein. The coding region runs from base 251 to 2248 and encodes 665 amino acids. The transcript has 2 exons. The record is from RefSeq and is a predicted model, not a curated record. NCBI's taxonomy places the organism in Eukaryota, Fungi, Ascomycota, Eurotiomycetes, Eurotiales, Aspergillaceae.
UCUUCUCUGGCAUUAUUAUUGCAAAUUACAAGUACCUACAGAGUACUCCAUACACAUGAAGCAAAAGACUCACCCUCUUGAACACUUGAUGAAUCCAAUCCGCAACUCGUAAAGUGCCAGUGCCAGCCUUACAGGGCUCCACAGAGCAUGUCGAUCCAUCGCGUGCUCACCAAAAGCCAUCGAUCAUCCUGAACAAAACACUUAAAACCUCCCUCGCAAUUGACCGAUCGAUGCCAGUCUUCACCCCACCAUGCCUACCUGGCUAUCCUCGCUCCAAAUAAUCCUCACCUUAACGCUUGCAACCUUUACAAGCGCAGACUUCGGUCCCCGAAACCAAUCGACCGAUCACGAUAACGGCCUCCUUGGUACCUUUCCGACGGAAACCUACCGCUCCUCGCCCUUGAUUGGUCCAUCCCUGAAUUAUAUCCAGGACAGUUUGCUCUGCCACGAUGGGUUGUAUACGUUGCUCGCGCCGCGGGGGAGCGAUGUGCGGACUCCGGGGCCGAUGGUAAUUGAUAGCGAUGGGCAUUUGGUCUGGACAAACACCGGCUAUGGGAAUACGCAUGCAGUUGGAGUGUAUAAGCUCAAGGGGGAGGGGUAUUUGGGAUUUGGGAUGGAGAAUAAUGGGUUGAAGGGGUUUGGGGAUGGGGUAUAUUACCUGCUCGACUCAUCUUACGAAAAAGCGUAUACGAUCAAAGGCGCCCAUGGAUUCCCCGUUGAUCUACGUGAAUUCCAUAUCACUCGCGACGAAACCGCAGUCAUCACGGCAUAUCAGAUCAAAACCGCUGAUUUACGGUUCGUUGGCGGCCCCCAAGACGGUCGAAUCUACGAUAGCAUCGUACAAGAAAUCAACAUCGAGACUGGGAAACUGCUCUUCCAAUGGCGGGCUUCAGAACAUGUCGAUAUCACCCAGGUACCACGUACCCUGGACACAGAAGCAGGGACCUACAUCGAUCAUGAAGGGCAGCAAGCGUGGGAUUUCUUCCACAUCAACAGCAUCGAUAAGGACAGCAAGGGCAACUUUCUCGUUUCGUCCUCUUCGGCCAAUGCCCUGAGCUACAUUGACGGCAGUACUAAGAAGAUCCUCUGGAAUCUGGGCGGCCAAAACAACAGCUUCAAUGAUCUAUCCGGUGGUAUAGCUACUCAAUUCAGCGGCCAACACCACGCACGCUUCUACGAUGAUAAUACGAUCACCCUCUUCGACAAUAAUGCCAAUACCGUUGACGGUCCCAGUCGAGGCCUCUACCUCACCGUCGACUACGACCAAAUGACAGUCUCCCUCCUCCACACCUACACACCAUCCACCAACGUCCAUAGCCCAUCAGGCGGCUCCCUCCAACUCCUCCCAACCGGCAACAUCCUCCAAAACUACGGCCAAAUCCCCGCCUGGACCGAAUUCAGCAUCAACGGCGACACCCUCUGCCAAAUCCAUUUCGGCGCCGCAGCAUCCUUCAACUCAAGCAAAGUCCUCUCAGACCGCAUCGUCAAAGGCCCCUGGACCGGCCUCCCAAAAACAAGCCCCGACAUCGCCCUAUACGGCUACGAAGCCGCAGUAUCCUGGAACGGCGCAACAACUGUAGCAACCUACAUUCUCGAAGGAACCAACGAUCCAGAACUAGAUAUGAAACAAGCCAUCUACACCCGCGACCACCCACCACCCACCGACUUGAAUGACAAGAACAAACCACCCGAGUUCACCUUUUUAUCCGCAACGCCCAAAUCCGGCUUCGAAACUAUCCUCCCCCUCCCCAACACUUUUCCCGCAAAGACUUAUCUGCGCAUCCGCGCGUUGGAUAAAUACGGCCACAUCAUCGGCAUAACAAAACUCACGCACUGGGAUCCAGACGCCGGUCAGCCAAUCGUUGGCAUUGGCGGUCCUGCAAUCCCAGGACCAGAUCUCCGACCCGUCGGCUACUUCCUAGGCGGCUUUUCAGUUGCCGUUGUUCUUGCUGUGGGUGUUUGGUUAAUGAGGCGUCGGAUUGCGGCGAGGAGGGUUUAUGGGCGUUUACAGAAAUGUAGAGGCGGUUAUGGCGGUGUUGAUGGUGAUGAUAGCGACGAUGAUGGGGAUAGUGAGAGGGGUGGAUAUGGGUAUGGUGGGGGGUGGGAUGAUGGGGAUGAGGAGUUGAGUGAUGGGGAGUUGAUUGAUGCGGUUGAGUUUUCGUUGCUUGGGGGGAAGGCGUUGAAGGCUAGGGGGGUUAGGGGGUUGGAGGAUAGUGAUGAUAGUGAUGAAGAGAUGGGGAAGGUUUAAUUUUAAUAGAUUUGGAUAUUUUAGACUUGGAUAAUGCAUAAUAGUAAUGUUGAUAUGAACAUCCUACAGAUGACCAGGAUAGCGUACGCCUACGAGUAUGGUUCAGAGAAAUCAAGGCCAG